AGUCCUGGUGACCGCCUUCUUUCCCCCACAAGUCCGGCCGCUGGUUGCCGGGAUCCGCUACAAGUUCGCCGGCUUUUCACCCUUCUCUCUCCUAUUUUUCCUUGUCCACUCCCCCACUCUGGCUGCGAGGUGCGAGCAAAGGCUUUGUAUCUGAAGCCCAUAGGGGCCCAAACAAAGCCCACCUACUGGUGCAAAUUUCCCCUUCCCCACAACCACACGCGGCGGCGGCGGUGUGUAGAGAGAGAAUAAUGGAGGGGAGAGAAGACGACAAGAAAGGCGGCGCCGCCGCCCCCGGCAGCUCAGCGCCGGGGACGAGAUUCAAGAACCUGGUCUCCAGGGAAUACUACAGCCACAAGAAGAAGGUGCACUCUGUAGCAUGGAACUGCAUAGGCACAAAGCUUGCUUCAGGCUCUAUAGAUCAUACUGCCCGUGUCUGGAGCAUUGAUCCCCAUGGCCAUUCCAAGGUUAAAGACAUUGAACUGAAAGGCCACUCAGAUAGUGUAGAUCAGUUAUGCUGGGAUCCAAAGCAUCCUGACACAGUUGCCACUGCAGCUGCUGACAAGUCAAUUCGCCUUUGGGAUGCGCGAAGUAAGUAAUACACUUCAUCUUUGAUGGUC
Molecule: messenger RNA, 617 nt
Organism: Triticum urartu
Lineage: Eukaryota; Viridiplantae; Streptophyta; Magnoliopsida; Poales; Poaceae
Source: RefSeq, a predicted model, not a curated record